CGAGUUUAUCCUGUCUUAUUAACAGGGUAAAAGUGACCAGGUGUAAACGGACUGUCGACACGCUAUCAGUGAAGACGCGAUUGGAACGCGUCCUCAUAGUAGAAUUUGUAACACAGUUUUGAAUGAUGUGUGGGCGCAUCUUUUGGCCAAAAUGCUCUGGGUGCUUCGUCCGGGAGACACGUGUACACUAUCCAUUUCAUCUGGCGGACGCCGUCUGCAGGGUACCGCGGUCGAAGAAAGUUGCCCGCGCGCAGUGGUGUAGCGACAGCCGUCUUUUUUCGCUGUGUGCAUGCGCUUUCCUUCAUUGAUCCCGUCACUGCCUGGCAGCUGCAUCCCACUUCUUGCAUGGAAACAUUCGGCAUUCUGGAUUUCUGGGACGCCUGGGUUCCUGUUUUCUGUUUCCGAGUGUCUUCUGUGUGCGGAGGCACACAGUGCAGCGCGUCCGUGUUUGUCCGCCGCUCCCUCGGCGGUAGGCAAGCCGCGAGGCUCUUUUUUCGACUUUUUCCCGUCUCUGCACUGCGGCUUCGCCACGAUGCCGCGGCUGCGGUCCGGUCGUGACACAGCUGACUUCCCCAGCUCCCCUUCGGGGGUUCCGAGUUCAGAGGCAGGGAGCUCCGGUUCCAGGAGCCGUCUCCCUCCCCUAGGGAGCAAAGCCGAUGAGGACGUGGCUGCUUAUGUGGCCGAGCUCCUUUCCUUUCCUCCGCCUCUCGUUUCCACGGGGAAGGGCGGUCUCCAGGGAUGCACAUGCGGAGCGAACAGCAGCAGUUGCAGCUGCAGCAGUAGCAGCUGCAUCGACUGGGCAGCGCUACGCUUGGAGCAACACAGGCGGCGCAAACAGUUGACGCUUCUCCGGUCACCCGUUCGCGUCCUGAGGAACUUCGCGCUCAGCGUCUGCAACUUCCUCUGCGCCGCUGUCCAUUACUUGGCUGUGCACCGCAUGACUCUUUGGCUGUUUGCGCUCUCCGCGGGGCUCUUCGGGCUGAGCUUUUUGGACGGCCCCCAUCGGUGGUAUCUUCAGGAGCUGUGGAUCGACGUACGUGUCGCGGUGUGGUGGGUCGGCCUGGGCGUCCUCAGCUCGAUAGGCCUCGGCAGCGGCAUGCAUAGCGGCCUGUUGUUCCUCUUUCCGCAGAUCUACUUCAUCUGCGCGACCGCCGAAGUGUGUGGUAACCUCGAGUUCGAUGCCCGGUCCAACAUGUGGGAGAACGUGCUGAAACCCGGCGAAUAUUUCGCCUGCGGGCCUCUCUCGGCUUCUGGAGACGGCGCAAGGGUGACUUUUCUCGGGCUCGUGUGGAAGGCGUUUCCCUACGCGCUCUUGUGGGGUUUCGGGACUGCUCUGGGGGAGCUGCCGCCGUACGCCGCCUCCUACGCGGCUGCACGGAGCAAGUUGGCUGACGAAGAGUUUGCGGAACUGGAGGAGGAAAUCCGAGCCGGAAAACCCUCUAUGGUGACCCGCAUGAAGGUGUGGAUGCUGGAACUCGUGCAAAACUACGGUGCCUUGUCCGUGUUCCUGCUCUCGUGCUGGCCAAACAUGCUGUUCGACCUCUGCGGCAUCGUCUGCGGCCACUUCAUGAUGCCGUUCUGGGAGUUCUUCAUCGCGCUGUUUCUGGGAAAGGCGGUUGUCAAGACCUUCAUGCAAAUCGCCUUCUUCGUAUUCCUCUUCUCGCCGAGAUACGACCACCUACGCGCACACUUCGUGGGAGAAGUCGCACGGAUCUGGCCCAUCAGCACGAUCGUCGAGAACAAGUACGGCGGCGUGGCGCAGUUCGAACAGUUUGUGCUCAAGGAAAUCAACUACUUGCGUGCAGGGAUUGAGAAGAAGGGCCCAGACGCGACCGGCUGGUCCGUCUCCACAGUAUUCGGGGGCAUUGUCGCGGCCUUCAUUUUUCUCUUCUGCCUUGCAUGCAUCGAGCAGUUCAGUCAGAUCUACCAGAAAAACAAAGACGAAGAACUGAAUGCCCGCAUCGCCGAAAUGCUCGACGAACAAGACCACUCAUGCUCGCCCUUCACUGACAAAAAACGAAACAAAGUUCACAAGUCGUCCUAACCAAUCACUUUCCCUCUGCUCUCCAGUUUUCCAGUCGCGAUUGACAAAAAAGCAUAUAUAUAUAUAUAUAUAUAUAUAUAUAUAUAUAUAUGCGUGAACAGAAUACCUUCAUCUGCAAAUGCGUGUGGCAGUGUAGUGUUCUGUCUAUAACUGUUCGCAGAGGCACAUACGCGUGCAUACAUGGUACAAGUAUGUGUGUCUACACAAAGGUGUAUAUUGGCGUACUUGUUACUCCAUGUGGUUCACAAUUGUCGGAAUUCCUUUCGUGCUGCUGCUUCCCGGUACAACGGCUGCAGCGAUCCCGUCUCGUGAGGGCAGUUUACCGAACGAAAGAUUGGCGUACGGUAGGUAUUUUAGGCCCGCUGUGUUUUUGCCUUGAAGAUAAACUGAAGUGCAAGAGAGAGCUUUCGUCUUUUCUUCCCUUUCUGGCCAACCUCAGUGCCCGACACUGACAGUCCCUGUUCUGUUCCUCAAAAAUAGGUUGCCGUACAUCCUGGUAUCCGCUACGAUGGCGAGCGCUGUGAAACAAAUAUCAAAUUGAAAGUGCAGUGCCUUUCCGAGGCAUGCCACUUGCCUUUUGACGGGAACACGCUCUUCACUAUUGUUGCUACGCCACCUGUAGCGCCCUCUUGUUGAUCGAUCGGGGAGUUCGAUCAGGUGCACGCAGAUGUCUUCCCUAUUUGACAGACCAAGCGAUAGGCACGAAGCAAGCUACGCCAUGUGUAGACGGAUCUAAGCCAAGCAAAUACAUAAAAAGGCAGCGUAAGUACCAUAGAAGGUACGAAGCAAGGCAACAGAAAACUCGACAAGGGUGCAGACCCUUUUGCCAUGCGGCUCUACCCGGUUCUGGCGCACAUUUGUCUGUCCUCUCAUUACACUGGUACCAGCCACGUAUGUUGCGACCUACACUUCCCACGUAGUCGUCUUUGAACAAGAGUACACUAAGACGAUGCAGUUCACCUUCCGUGUGUAAAAACAGCGACGCAUACCACGUCCUGCAAGCUCCUUUAGCAGACGGAACAGCGGGUGUGUGUGUCAACGAAGACAUCUUCACGUGUGCAUCAUUUGAGAAUACAGAAGAGCGGCUAACCAGUCGUCUGUUCCUAAGAGAGCGAGCGAGGUUGCAUUUGCUUUCGAGAUGACGGGGCCAAACAAGAUCCCAGAUCACUCCGACUGGAAGGCUUGAAACACCACCUCGAUUCGACAGCCCCCGCAAACUCCAGUCUAACCUAAAUAAAACGCCUUUGGUGUUGUAGUACACCCACACGCUUUUUCACCAAAGUAUGGGCCAUCCUGGACCAUGCGUCCGCUAAGCCCAUCACAGAAUCUCCCCAAGAUGGGUAGUUGAAAAGCAGUUGGCAAGGUUCUACGAUUUCAAUACAACCGCAAACAACACUGUGUUCACCUCUCGGAUCACAACUUAUACUGAAAAAAUGCAUGUUUUAUACCGAGCACAUAAAAGAUUCUAUGAAGGCGACGCAUGCUACGACGACGCGGUGCUCGCGUACACAAUGACAUAAACGUGUGAUAGCUACAAGUUCCACACACGCUUCAAAUACAUGAGUGGUUGAGUCUCUGGCACCCUUGACCAUCAAUGAACACACAAAACAUGGUUAUGUCCUGCAGAAACAGAGUCACCCAUCUGAGAAACCGACGUUCUAAGCUAAAAGUGACGCUGAAGGCGCCCUACCGAAACCUCGUGGACAGGAGACGCAUUCUGCGACUGGUUCAUGCGCAUCUACAAAAGCAGUUCUCUACAAAUGCCAUCUCUUGACUUCACAUACACGAGAAACCACGGUUUCAACUCGAAAUGUUUGAAUCCGCGACACCCUAGCAGUGAUAACAGUGUUGUUGACGCAAAUCAAGCCGGGGGUAGCGAACUCCUGGCAACUUCAUUAUGAAAGAAAGCCGGGUUGCUAUGAUCGCACGCAAGCUAAAGGCCAACCUGGGAAAAACCUCUACAGGAGUGCGCAGAAACUCCUGAAGGACGCAUCGAUUACAGCUGACAUCUUCCAAUGCUGUUCUCUAAAACACCGGUGCGUCACGAAAAAAUGUCAGCGUCUGGGUCCGUUGUUCCCCUGCAGUUUCUCAUCUGUUUUCUUGUUAUCUCGAUCGUUUCACGCUCGCGGCAAAGGUGGAAAAGUGUACCUGCCACAACAGAAGACCAAACAGACGCUGAGUCUCCAGGGUUCCGGAAACUCUGUUUGGCUUGUAGAAAAGCUGUGGAUGCUCAGGUGUGUGACACGCGUUCUCCUUCCCCUGCAAAACCGCUUCGUCACCAGCAAAAUCAGAAGCGGUGCUCGUGAGAAGGUAGCCAGAGAAAAGCAGGAAUUGCGCUCAUGCAUCACGACUGACAUGCUAACACGCCGACAUAUAUAUAUAUAUAUAUGCAUAGAAAUACACCAGGAUGAAACACUUUGCAUUUACAGAUACAUACACAACAACAGCGCUCGCACUGUAAUAGAGGAGCAUGACUGAGAGACGUAGGCCAUUCGGGAUUAAACCCGUCUACCCGUCGGGUACCCUUAAAAUUUUCAGGAGGAAAGGCGACAAAAUUCCCUCGUGGAAAUCAGCUGUUUGAUCUCCGCAUAAAAGGAACUGGAGGACGCACGAGAAGUGCAGUCUCUCUGCUCCCACUCAGACGAACGAGACUAGAAGUCUUCAUCAUCUUCACCCAGGGACUUUUCUGCCUUUACCGAGCACUAUUUACACAAGAAGCACCUCAGAAACCAUGUGAAACACGGACUCAGUCGAAAGGAAGAGCUCCAGUCACAGACACGGGAAGACGGCAACGAGCACUCCACCUUCCAAAAAAGCAACACAUAGAGGUACCUAUAUGAA
Molecule: messenger RNA, 4885 nt
Organism: Toxoplasma gondii ME49
Lineage: Eukaryota; Apicomplexa; Conoidasida; Eucoccidiorida; Sarcocystidae
Product: TDC1, putative
Exons: 1
Coding region: 290-2044 (584 amino acids)
Source: RefSeq, a predicted model, not a curated record